CAAAAAGUAGUUCUUCUCCCCUCCUCCUCCUCUCCUUUUUUCGCUAAUCCCGCCUCCUCCUCAGAGUUAGGAAGACUCGUUGAUGCGUUUGGGUUGUAGCAAGGCUUUUUCUUUUCUCUCUCUUUCUUUUUUAAUAUUCAGAAAAGGAAAAACAAGAACCUUCGGAUUUGAUUUUUCGCUCGUCGUUCUUGUUCUUGGUUGUAACUGUGUUGGUGUGUUUUAACGGCGAGAAAACGAAGAGAACAAAACCCGCCGGAGCCCUCCAUCACUGUGGGUGGUUUUAAUUUUUCGUUUUCCUGUGAAUUUUUUUUUUUAAAUAACAACCACUCUUCACAAUGAACAAACUGUAUAUCGGAAACCUCAGCGAGAAUGCGGUCCCUUCGGACCUGGAAAGUAUCUUCAAGGACGCCAAGAUCCCGGUGUCGGGACCCUUCCUGGUGAAGACUGGUUACGCGUUCGUGGACUGUCCGGACGAAAGCUGGGCCCUUAAGGCCAUCGAGGCGCUUUCAGGUAAAGUGGAACUGCACGGGAAAUUUAUGGAAGUUGAGCACUCAGUCCCAAAAAGACAAAGGAUCCGGAAACUUCAGAUAAGGAAUAUUCCGCCUCACUUACAGUGGGAGGUGCUGGAUAGUUUACUAGUCCAGUAUGGAGUGGUGGAAAGCUGUGAGCAAGUGAACACUGACUCGGAAACUGCAGUCGUAAAUGUAACCUAUUCCAGUAAGGACCAAGCUAGACAAGCUUUAGACAAACUAAACGGAUUCCAGUUGGAGAGCUUCACAUUGAAAGUGGCCUACAUCCCUGAUGAAAUGGCUGCCCAGCAGAACCCCUCACAGCAGCCCCGGGGUCGUCGUGGGUUUGGGCAGAGGGGCUCAUCGAGGCAGGGAUCUCCAGGAUCCAUCUCCAAGCAGAAACCGUGUGACUUGCCUCUGCGCCUGCUGGUCCCUACCCAAUUUGUUGGAGCCAUCAUAGGAAAAGAAGGUGCCACCAUUCGGAACAUUACCAAACAGACUCAGUCAAAAAUCGAUGUCCAUCGUAAAGAGAAUGCAGGUGCUGCUGAGAAGUCCAUUACUAUCCUCUCUACCCCUGAAGGGACCUCUGCGGCUUGUAAAUCUAUUCUGGAGAUUAUGCAUAAGGAAGCUCAAGAUAUAAAAUUCACAGAAGAGAUUCCCUUGAAGAUUUUAGCCCAUAAUAACUUUGUAGGCCGUCUUAUUGGUAAGGAAGGAAGAAAUCUUAAAAAAAUUGAGCAAGACACUGACACUAAAAUCACGAUAUCUCCAUUGCAGGAAUUGACGCUGUAUAAUCCAGAGCGCACCAUUACAGUUAAAGGCAACGUUGAAACAUGUGCCAAAGCUGAGGAAGAGAUCAUGAAGAAAAUCAGGGAGUCUUAUGAAAAUGAUAUUGCUUCUAUGAAUCUUCAAGCACAUUUAAUUCCUGGAUUAAAUCUGAAUGCCUUGGGUCUGUUCCCACCCACUUCAGGGAUGCCACCUCCCACCUCAGGGCCCCCUUCAGCUAUGACUCCUCCUUACCCACAGUUUGAGCAAUCAGAAACGGAGACUGUUCACCUGUUUAUCCCAGCCCUGUCUGUUGGCGCCAUUAUCGGCAAGCAGGGGCAGCACAUCAAGCAGCUUUCUCGAUUUGCAGGAGCUUCUAUUAAGAUUGCUCCAGCUGAAGCACCAGAUGCUAAAGUGAGGAUGGUGAUUAUCACCGGGCCACCAGAGGCUCAGUUCAAGGCUCAGGGAAGAAUUUAUGGAAAAAUUAAAGAAGAAAACUUUGUUAGUCCUAAAGAAGAGGUGAAACUUGAAGCUCAUAUCAGAGUGCCAUCCUUUGCUGCUGGCAGAGUUAUUGGAAAAGGAGGCAAAACGGUGAAUGAGCUCCAGAAUUUGUCAAGUGCAGAAGUAGUUGUCCCUCGUGACCAGACACCUGAUGAGAAUGACCAAGUAGUUGUCAAGAUAACUGGUCACUUCUAUGCUUGCCAGGUUGCCCAGAGAAAAAUUCAGGAAAUUUUGACUCAGGUAAAGCAGCAUCAACAGCAGAAAGCUCUGCAAAGUGGACCACCUCAGUCAAGACGGAAAUAA
Molecule: messenger RNA, 2075 nt
Organism: Prionailurus viverrinus (fishing cat)
Lineage: Eukaryota; Metazoa; Chordata; Mammalia; Carnivora; Felidae
Gene: IGF2BP3
Product: insulin like growth factor 2 mRNA binding protein 3
Exons: 15
Coding region: 336-2075 (579 amino acids)
Biological process (GO): regulation of gene expression; nervous system development
Cellular component (GO): nucleus; cytosol; cytoplasm
Molecular function (GO): mRNA 3'-UTR binding
Source: RefSeq, a predicted model, not a curated record